This is a messenger RNA of Protopterus annectens (West African lungfish), 2880 nucleotides long. It is a transcript of the gene GFM1, whose product is annotated as G elongation factor mitochondrial 1. Lineage: Eukaryota; Metazoa; Chordata; Ceratodontiformes; Protopteridae. The transcript has 30 exons. The record is from RefSeq and is a predicted model, not a curated record. Gene Ontology annotation, cellular component: mitochondrion. Gene Ontology annotation, biological process: mitochondrial translational elongation. Gene Ontology annotation, molecular function: translation elongation factor activity; GTPase activity; GTP binding.
AAUCCUUUGACCUCUAUACCGGGGGUCACUAAAAACUCAUGGAAACUGCAUGACUUUCACGUUUUACCAUUGUUUACCGGUUUAUGUGUUUUGUUUUGGUUUAUUUAUUUAUUUCUGGGUAUCUCUGUCGAUAGCCGUGUCAUCAAAAUGUACUUAUUGAAAUCGAGAUUGUUAGUUGGAAUGAAGCAGCGACUGUCUUUGUAUGGAAUGCAGAUUAUUCUAAGAAGUUGCAGAACGUUUUCCUCUGCUGUGGUGCCAAAUGAAAAAAUUCGUAAUAUUGGCAUCUCUGCUCAUAUUGAUUCCGGGAAAACUACUUUAACGGAACGAGUGCUUUAUUACACUGGGAGGAUAUCGGAAAUGCAUGAGGUUAAAGGCAAAGAUGGAGUGGGAGCUGUCAUGGAUUCCAUGGAACUAGAACGCCAACGUGGCAUUACAAUACAGUCUGCAGCGACUUAUACCAUGUGGAAAGGAAUGAAUAUUAAUAUUAUUGAUACACCAGGCCAUGUCGAUUUUACAAUUGAAGUAGAAAGAUCUUUGAGAGUCCUUGAUGGAGCAGUCCUGGUGUUAUGUGCGGUUGGUGGUGUCCAGUGCCAAACAAUGACAGUGAACAGACAGAUGAAACGAUACAAUGUCCCCUUUAUUACAUUUAUUAAUAAACUGGAUCGACAAGGAUGUAGUCCGUUCAGAGCUCUUCAGCAAAUGAGAACUAAGCUAAACCACAAUGCAGCUUUUACUCAGAUCCCCAUUGGACUGGAAGGGAACUUCAGUGGUAUCAUAGAUCUCAUUGAAGAGCGGGCCAUAUAUUUUGAUGGAUCAUUUGGCCAGAUUAUCCGUUAUGAAGAUAUUCCUCCGGAAAACAGAAUGGAAGCAAAUGACAGGCGCCAGGAGUUGGUUGAAUGUGUUGCUAAUGCUGAUGAACACCUUGGAGAACUAUUCCUAGAGGAGAAAGUACCCACAGUUGCUGAUCUAAAGGCAGCAAUACGGAGAGCAACAAUAACCAGAUGUUUUACUCCUGUCUUGGUGGGCAGUGCCCUGAAAAACAAAGGAGUACAGCCACUUCUUGAUGCUGUGCUGGAUUACCUCCCAGAUCCAUCUGAGGUUCAUAACUAUGCAAUCUUUAAUGAGGAAGACACUGGAGAAAGUAAGAAGAUACUUAUGAGCUCUGCAAGAGACGACUCUGAGCCUUUUGUGGGUUUGGCCUACAAACUAGAGGCUGGUCGUUUUGGGCAGUUAACAUAUGUUCGGGUUUAUCAGGGUGCAUUAAAGAAAGGUGAAUAUAUCUAUAACAGCAGAACAGCUCGAAAAGUUCGAGUGCAGCGUUUGGUUCGCUUGCAUGCAGACAUGAUGGAAGAUCUCAAGGAAGUCAACAAAGGAGACAUCCUUAGAGGGGGACUGUUCUGAGUUGACUGUGCAGAAUCUGAUUGUUUUGUUGAUAAGGCAAACUCUGGGUUUGACAUAGAAUCAAUCCAUGUUCCCGAUCCUGUGAUAUCUGUUGCAAUAAAACCUACUAACAAGAAUGAUCUGGACAAAUUUUCUAAAGGGAUUAACCGAUUUACAAGAGAAGAUCCCACAUUUAAAGUUCACUAUGAGCCUGAGAGCAGAGAAACUAUUGUAUCUGGAAUGGGAGAACUGCACCUAGAAAUUUAUGCCCAGAGACUGGAGCGUGAAUACAACUGCUCUUGUGUGAUGGGGAAACCAAAAGUGGCAUUUAGAGAAACUAUAUCUUCACCUGUAUCCUUUGGAACCAGUCACAAAAAACAAUCAGGUGGGAGGUCAUUAUUUGGGAAGAACAUACCUACCUAUGAACCUAUGGAUCCAGAAAACUACCUUAAGUUAAAUUUCUUAGAUGAAAGUUUUGGAUCUGACAUCCCUGAACAAUUUCUUCCUUCUGUUGAUAAGGGUUUCCUUGAAGCAUGCGAGAAAGGACCCCUCACUGGUCACAAGAUAUCUGGAGUGCGAUUUGUUCUGGAAGAUGGUGCACAUCAUAUGGUGGAUUCAAAUGAAAUCUCCUUCAUCAGGGCUGGGGAAGGUGCACUAAAACAAGCCAUGGAUAAGGCUAACGUCUGUGUAGUGGAACCCAUCAUGUCUGUGGAAGUAGUUGCACCUGUUGAGUUCCAAGGUGUAGUAAUUGCUGGAAUUAACCGUCGUCAUGGUGUUAUCACUGGCCAAGAUGGAGCUGAAGGAUACUUCAUUCUGUAUGCAGAUGUCCCUUUAAAUGAGAUGUUCGGAUAUUCUACAGAACUUAGAUCAUGUACUGAGGGCAAGGGUGAAUACACAAUGGAGUACUGCAGAUACCAGCCUUGUUUACCAAGUUCACAGGAAGAGCUAAUCAACAAAUAUCUUGAAGCAACAGGCCAACUCCCUGCCAAAAAGGGAAAAGCAAAAAGCUGAAUGUAAAAGCCAAUCUCUCAUUCUUUUGUGAACUGCAUUUCAACUCUAGCUGUGUAAAUCUGUCCCAUAUUUUGAACAUUCUGAGAGAUGGUGCCAUUACUAGUACUAGCUGUGACUGAUGGCACUUUUGAAGAACUAUGAAGGUAUUUCUUACUGCUCUGACCAUUUGUACCAGCACUAAAUUUGCAGGAUGAAUGCUUCCAUCAUCAGGAAGGUCUUGUAUGUUCUUACUGAAAUAAGUUCAGCAAGAUUUCUCUCAUCAUUUGUCAAGCAGAGAAGAACUUCCGUCAAAUCAACUUCAUGGCACUAAUAACUUAUUAUGUACAGAACGUUCAUAAACUUUUAUGUAGAUAUUUUAACUCAAACAGCAUACAGAUUUUCAGGAAUUUGAAUGUGUUGCAGUAAUCUGAUGAACACCUAUCUUAAAGCAAUGCCCCUCCUAAUGGACCAGCAUCAUGGCUUCCAGCUGAAUAUAGUCAGUAACUAGAA